Messenger RNA from Soboliphyme baturini, 1560 nucleotides. The record is from the annotation of a GenBank genome assembly. NCBI's taxonomy places the organism in Eukaryota, Metazoa, Nematoda, Enoplea, Dioctophymatida, Soboliphymatidae.
AUGCUUUUCUUUUUAGCCUUUUUAUACGUAAUGCUGGUUUUCGGACCGGUAUGCGGAUUUUUGUUGGGCGGUUUGAUGCUGUCGGAAUUUGUUAAUCCAUCUACCACGCCUACAGAUCUUACGUCUGAUUCUUCUGCGUGGAUUGGUUUAUGGUGGGGCGGCUUUAUAAUCUGUGGUUUUCUGUACCUGUUAUCUGCAUUGCCUUUUUUUUGUUUUCCUCGACGUUUGUCUACAGCUAGUACUUGCGCUUCAGACUCGGAUUACGGUAAAGACAUUCGAAGUAAGUACAUUUUUGAACCGCCGUAUCUUGUACUCUUUCGUUUUGAACGAGAUAUUCGACAAAUCCCAGUAUCCAUCGUUCAUCUGUUGAGCAACGGCGUUUACAUCGCUACGACGUUAGCCGCAUGCAUGGACCUCGGCAUCGUCAGUGGCGUGACAGUAUUUUUGCCCAAAUACCUCGAGACGCAGUUUCGUCUAUCGAAGUCGGAUGCAAGCAUUUUUACAGGUAGCGUUGCGAUUCCGGGUGCCUGCGUCGGUACGUUCAUUGGCGGUUGGGUGUUGAAGAAGUACAGAUUGAGCGUGAACAGUAUCGCCAAGUAUAUUAUCACCGUGAACACGGUGGCGAUAAUUCUUCUCGGCAUAUUCUUCUUCAUCGGAUGUGACAAUCCGGAUGUAGCCGGCGUCGUUGUCCCCUAUGCCAGUAUCAUGUACGAAGGCCAUGGCCAGAACUUUCGUCGGAAUCGUCAGUAUAACUUGACGGAUACGUGCAACAUCGACUGCCGAUGUUCGCUGAAGGAAAUUCAUCUGGUGUGUGGGACGGACCGCGUGACGUACCUUUCGCCAUGCUUCGCUGGUUGCAGAAGCUACAAGGAAUCAGCGGGCGGUGCCAUGCGUUCCAGCAUCGUCGGUGACGUGACGUUGUUGAACCGGAACUACUCGGACUGCGAUUGCAUUCGUCCGUAUUCCAUUGGUCAGUCUGACAACUUUGAGCCAUACGCCACCGACGGCCCGUGUGAUUCCGGUUGCCGAAUGUUGAUUCCAUUCCUGGUAUUUUUGUUUGUGCUGACGUUAGCCGCGUCUAACAGCCAGAUGCCACUACUGAUGAUUACGCUAAGGGCAGUCAAGGAGGAGGAAAAGGCGUUCGCACUGGGUAUUCAGACGCUGCUCUACCGAAUACUGAGUUACAUACCGGCACCAAUCCUUUAUGGAGCGAUGAUCGACACAACGUGUCUCGUUUGGGACAGCUACUGCGGCAUAAGCGGCGAGGCUUGUCUCCUGUACGACAUCAAGUCGUUUCGACACAGUGUGGCGGUGGUUGCCGUUGUGCAAAAGAUCAUUGGCUUUCUGUUCAGUCUACUGCUGUAUUGGUGCAUUAAACGGCGCUACACUCCGUUUUCGGCACCGGUCACCGUUUCUGAAAUAGCGCAUCACCUGGUCGAUAUCGAAAGUUUGAACGUACAACGUUGUGAUACGGUUACUAGUCUUCGAAGCUGGGUAUCGGAUGACAGCCUUUACAGCCGACCGCGAUCGCCGCGUCAUCAAAAGACUUUGUCUUAUUGA